Messenger RNA from Thyridium curvatum, 1077 nucleotides. RefSeq lists its product as uncharacterized. The transcript has 2 exons. Gene Ontology annotation, molecular function: snoRNA binding. Gene Ontology annotation, biological process: rRNA processing. The record is from RefSeq and is a predicted model, not a curated record. NCBI's taxonomy places the organism in Eukaryota, Fungi, Ascomycota, Sordariomycetes, Thyridiales, Thyridiaceae. Bases 1 to 1077 code for a protein of 358 amino acids.
AUGGCUCCCCGCAAGACGAGGACGGCAGCCGCUGCUCAGCAGUCACCCAAGCCCGAGCGGUCAAGCAAGCGCCUCUCAAAGAAGGCGGAACCAGACGUCAUAGAGCUCUCGUCGGGCUCAGAAUCAGAAUACGACAGCUCAGGAGAAGCCGAGCAGGCCCCCGCCGCCGGCACUAAGUUCAGCGCGAAGCGCGGGCUCGCUGCAGAGGAGCAGGGAGCGACGCCCGCCUCCAAGCGGCAAAGGAAGCUGCCUGUAAGGGCGGCGCGGGGAAGAGGCGGCGAUGAGGGUGCAGAGGAAGACGAGGAGUCAUCAGAGGACGGGAGGGAGGAGUUCGUCACCCCUGCUGCGUCCAAGGGCAAGCACAUCGUCUUCGGCGACGACGGGGACGAUGAUGAGGGCCACAAUGAGAAGUUCUACACGCCGCUCGAGGCCCCCGCGUCCAAGAGGAACCCCGCCGGAUCCAGCCACCCGCCUCCCGUGCCGGAGGAAGAAGACGAGGACGAGGACGAGGACGAGGACGAGGACGAGGACAGCGACGAUGAGGCGCCAGAGGCCGUGACCUCGACCAAGGUAGCGGUGACCGACAGCCGGAAGCAGGCAGAGAGGAUGGCCAAGGCAUUAGAGCAGCAAGAAGCAGCCCGCAGGAAGAAGCGCCAGGAGCGCGACGCCCUCUUCCGGCAACAGGCCGAAGCGCGCAAGACCGCUCUCCAGGCGUCCGGUAGUGGCGGCGGUGGCGGCGGCGGCAGGCGGAGGGCCGAUAAGACCGGCAUCCCCGCGCUCUUGCCCGCCGAGUUCCUCGAGUCCGACGAGGAGAGCGAGGACGAGGAAGCGGCGGCGGCGCUGCUGGCCAAGCCGCGCAAGAUUACCUUUGGCGAGGCCGAGCGCAAGCUGUCCAAGGAGGGCAGGCCGGUCCGCGACCAGCAGGUCGGCUCGACUGUGUAUAGGGUCGCCGCGGUCAAGGGCGACCAGAAGCUGGCGCCCAAGAUGCAAAAGUACUCGCGAAGCACCAAGGAGGAGAUGCUGGGGAGGAAACGGGGUGUGCAGAAGAAAGGCGGUUUUCUGGCCAAGAGGAAAUAG